Molecule: messenger RNA, 912 nt
Organism: Vicia faba (fava bean)
Lineage: Eukaryota; Viridiplantae; Streptophyta; Magnoliopsida; Fabales; Fabaceae
Source: the annotation of a GenBank genome assembly
AUGGAUGCUACCACCCCUAAGUACUCCAAGGGCAGGUAUGAGGAAAUUGUGAAGGAAGUUUCUUCCUACUUGAAGAAGGUUGGAUACAACCCAGACAAAAUUCCAUUCGUUCCCAUUUCUGGUUUUGAGGGUGACAACAUGAUUGAGAGGUCCACCAACCUCGACUGGUACAAGGGACCAACUCUCCUUGAUGCUCUUGACAACAUCAAUGAGCCCAAGAGACCCUCAGACAAGCCACUCAGGCUUCCAUUGCAAGAUGUUUACAAGAUUGGUGGUAUUGGAACUGUGCCAGUGGGACGUGUUGAAACCGGUGUUGUGAAGCCCGGUAUGCUUGUGACUUUUGCUCCUACCGGUUUGACAACUGAGGUUAAGUCUGUUGAGAUGCACCACGAGGCUCUCACUGAGGCUCUUCCAGGAGACAAUGUCGGAUUCAAUGUAAAGAAUGUUGCCGUCAAGGAUCUCAAGCGUGGUUUUGUUGCAUCCAACUCCAAGGAUGACCCUGCCGAGGAAGCUGCCAACUUCACCUCCCAAGUCAUCAUCAUGAACCAUCCUGGACAGAUCGGAAACGGUUAUGCACCAGUGCUAGAUUGCCACACCUCUCACAUUGUUGUGAAGUUUGCUGAACUUAUCACCAAGAUUGACAGGCGAUCUGGUAAGGAGAUUGAGAAGGAGCCCAAGUUUUUGAAGAAUGGUGAUGCAGGUAUGGUUAAGAUGAUUCCCACCAAGCCCAUGGUUGUGGAAACUUUUGCCGAGUAUCCUCCACUUGGUCAUUUUGCUGUUAGGGACAUGAGACAAAUUGUUGCUGUCUCUGUCCAACAAAAGAAAGGUGCUACUGUUGUCGCUGGUUUUUGCAAAACCCAUGCUCAAAUAUGGGAAAAGAACAAUAGGGUUUUCUUCAACCCAACUUUGUGA